ACUUCGUUUCUGCCUUUGACCAGCUCUUGCGCUCGGCUUAUCUCGUGCGGUUGUUGCUAGAACCGUCCCUAAUUCCAUUCCCGUGAUCUGGUUUAGUCAUUUCAUGGUUUUAUUUGUUGCAUCUGUGGUGAAUCUGUGGUCACUUAGAUCAACAUAGGAAGAUGUACGCCCAGUUGAGUUUUGAGUUGGCUGUUGGUGUUUCCCUAACUAGGGAUUGAGGGUCUGAAGCUCUAUACCUGUUGCAAUCGCGUAGUUGUGCGUGCUAGAUGUAUCAGAGAAUCCCUUUGAGUAGAAAGCACACGCACACAGCUGCCACGGUAUUGGCAUUCGUAGGUAUCUGUUUCACUGAUGUGCUACAUGCACGAGGAUAGCACCUGAUAUUUGUGCGCUUUUUUUAGUGAAGAUUUUUUGAAGCCGAGAAGAUGGUGCUGAAGACGGAACUCUGCCGCUUCAGUGGCCAGAAGAUCUAUCCUGGGAAAGGCAUCCGGUUUAUUCGUGCUGAUUCUCAGGUUUUCCUUUUUGCCAACUCGAAAUGCAAGCGCUACUUCCACAACCGCCUGAAGCCUGCAAAGCUUACCUGGACAGCAAUGUACAGGAAGCAGCACAAGAAGGACAUCCAUGCUGAAGCUGUCAAGAAGAGGCGCCGCGCCACCAAGAAGCCAUACUCGAGGUCCAUUGUGGGUGCUUCCUUGGAAGUGAUCCAGAAGAAGAGAGCUGAGAAGCCUGAAGUCCGAGAUGCUGCUAGAGAAGCUGCUCUUCGUGAGAUCAAGGAGCGCAUCAAGAAGACCAAGGAUGAGAAGAAGGCGAAGAAGGCUGAGGUGUCCAAGUCCCAGAAGGCGCAGACGAAGGGUGCUGUUCAGAAGGGUUCCAAAGGCCCCAAGUUGGGUGGCGGCGGUGGCAAACGCUGAAAAGGAACUAAGUGUCAUUCCGAGACCUCAUCAAAGCCACCUUUGUAGUACCUUGGUUAAUUUUGUAUUUUCUUUCAGAGUUACUUGUGACUCUUAAUUUUGCAUCUUUAUAUAUUGGGAGAAAUGAUCGCCGUUCGUUCA
Zea mays is the source of this 1049-nucleotide messenger RNA. RefSeq names its product 60S ribosomal protein L24. NCBI's taxonomy places the organism in Eukaryota, Viridiplantae, Streptophyta, Magnoliopsida, Poales, Poaceae. The record is from RefSeq and is marked provisional. Gene Ontology annotation, molecular function: structural constituent of ribosome; mRNA binding. Gene Ontology annotation, biological process: cytoplasmic translation. Gene Ontology annotation, cellular component: cytosolic large ribosomal subunit.